Stylonychia lemnae is the source of this 2799-nucleotide messenger RNA. Lineage: Eukaryota; Ciliophora; Spirotrichea; Sporadotrichida; Oxytrichidae. The record is from the annotation of a GenBank genome assembly.
AUGAUAGCUCACAGAUUGUAAACUAUUGAAACAGCACAAAAUGUUAUUUACAUUGGUAAGGAAAAAGAUACUAUUGAGCAGACUAUAAUACAUGCUGAGAAGGGAUCUAAAGAAUAUGAUGAAGUCAUAAAAACUAUUAAUAAAUCAGAAUUCAGUGUGGUGGAUUUAAAUAAAAAUAUACAGCUAAUUUAAAUAAAAGAUCAGUAAAAAAUUAUUGGUCCAAACAAAGUAGAUAAAAAAGUUCUAAUUGAAGAUAAUAACUACAUUCCAAUGUUAAAUGAUAUCAAUGAUCAAGAUUCUUUAAUUGAUGAUAAUACAAUAUCUUAGAAAGAAAAAGAGGAAAUAAAGUAGGUUUAGGAAAUUCAAUCAGAAAUAAAUGAACAUAGUACUUUUGGGACUAUUAUGAAAUUUUAUGGCCCUAAGCAUUUAAUUGCUCUCUCAUUCGUAACAAGUUUCAUCAAUGCUUUUACUUAUCCAGUUAAUGGUUUGAUAUUUGCCAAAGUACUCUUUGUUCUAAUUGAUAAUAAGUAUAAUCCUAACUUUACUCAUGAUAGAAAUUUUUGGUGCGCUGCCUAUACACUUCUUGCUUUAAGCACUGGUAUUUUUGAUUUUUUAAACAAGGGAAUACAUAAACAUCUUAGUGAAAAUCUUUCAUACAAUAUCAGAGUGAAACUAUAUUAGACCAUACUAAAGAAAAAUUUUGCUUGGUUUGAUAAUAAAGAGAGAACUCCAGGAAUUCUUGGAAAUUACUUAGCUGAGGAAGUAAAUAACUUAAAUGGCUUAACAAGUGAGGCUAUCAAUAGUUUUAUAGAGGCCAUAUUUUGUCUAGCAAUAGGUAUCUUUAUAGCUUUUUUUUAUUCUUGGAGACUUGCAUUAAUUGGGCUUGGUGCCUCUCCAUUUGUGGUUAUUGGAGGAAUUGCAUUAUAAUUAGUAAUCUGGAAUAGUGCUAAAAACUAAAAUAAGGUAAAUACCAAAGAUAAAAAAAAGAUAGAUCCUUAUGACCAGGCAAACAGUUUGAUUUCAGAAGUAUUGACUAAUUAUAAAACUGUGAUAAGUUUAGGACCUAAAAAUAUCGAAUUCAUUAUUGGAAAAUAUAAUGAUUUAUUAAAUGAACCAAAAUAAGGUGCUAUUUAGAUCUCUCAUUUCUCAGGGACAAUGUAUGGAUACUCUCACAGCGUAAGAUUCUUAUUCUUAUCCUUUAUGUUUGCAAUGAUGGCAAUGUAUGUUGUACAUUAUCAUGAUGGACCUGAGGAAUGUUUUAUUGCUAUUUACACAAUCAUGAUGGCUGCUCUAUAAUCAGGAAUGUUGGUAUCUCAUGUGCCAUCACUAGAUAAAGCUAAGUAAGCGGCUAAAAAAAUAAUGUCAAUUCUCAAUGAACAAAAUACAGAAUCAUAGGGUCCUCUCACUUUAGAAAAUAAAUUUAUAGAAAAAGGAUUUAUUGAAUUUAAGAAUGUUGGCUUCAAAUAUCCAUCAAGAUAGGAUGCAAUCCUUAAUAAUUUAAGUUUUAAAAUACCAGACGGCAUGAGAGUUGCUGUAGUAGGUCACUCUGGUAGUGGCAAGAGCACUAUCGCUAAUUUGAUACUUAGAAUGUAUGAUGUUGGAAGUGGUAAAAUACUAAUAAAUGAUCUAAAUAUCAAUCAGUUCAAUAUGCAAAAUCUAAGAAAGUAAAUAGGCUAUGUUAUGUAAGAACCAGUCCUAUUUGAUAUGAGCAUCAAAGAAAACAUUAAAUAUGGUAACUCGACUGCCACAGACAUUGAAGUUAGACAUGCAGCUGAACUAGCGAAUGCAUUAACUUUCAUCGAGGAUGAAAACCUUAUGAAAUCAAUGAGCGAAUCCGAUGAAGUUCUUCCAAUCGAAGUUGAUAUUUAAGACAUUAUUUCUAAUGAAAUUGUUGCUUAGAAAUUCCCUUCUCUUUUCAAUUAAAUAUAAAGAAUGCAAAAAGAGGGCUAACUCAGUUAAAGCCAAAUUUAGUUAAUUAAAGAAAUCUUAACAGUUGGAGAUUAGUCAAUAAUUGAUAUAAUUAGAACACGACAAGACAUUAUUGUUAAAACUAUAGAAGAAUAUAAACCUGAAUAAAAUCAAAAAGACUUGGAGCUGUUUGUAAGAAAACUUGCCUGGAAUGUUGAAGUUGCUGAAAUAAUGAGUUAUUUAGAAAAUAUAAAAGACAUUUCAGAGAAAUAUAGUGGCCUUAUGCGUUUUUAAUAAUAUAUUAGCUAAAUCAAGAAUGCAAUAAUCAAUAAUUAAAACUAAUUUGAUCUAGAAACUGUUAAGGAAUUCCUAAAUUAAUUAAAGACUAAGGAUUUAACAACAGAGGUUUAGCUUAGUAAUUUAAUAAUUGAAGAAAAAAAUCAGCAAAGAAUCUAAAUGAAAAACUAGCUACUUAAAUGCCAAAUAAAUUAGAUAUAACUCUGCAGAAAAUCAAUUGAAAAUAAUCAGUUCGAAAGUCUUCACAAAGGCUUUUACAAGAAAUGUGGUGCCAAAGGAUCUAAGCUAUCUGGUGGGCAAAAACAAAGAAUUGCGAUUGCCAGGGCUCUGAUUAAAGAUCCCAAGAUAUUGAUUUUAGAUGAAGCUACCUCUGCUCUUGAUGAACAGUCCUAGGAAUAAGUCUAAAAGGCUCUUGAUACAGCUAUGGAAGGUAGAACAUGCAUUUUUAUUGCUCAUAGAUUGAGCACUAUUUAAAACUGCUAAUGGAUUUUUGUAAUGAAUAAAGGCGAAAUUGUGGAAUAAGGUACUUUUAAAGAACUCUCAGAAAAUGACUAGUCAUAUUUUAAUAAGCUUAAAUCAGGUAUGGAAUCUUGA